AAAAUAUAAUGAUUAAUAAUCUAAUAUACUGUAACUAAUUAAUAUAUUUACCAUACAAUAGCAAAUCAAAAUAGUAAAAGUUAUAAUAACAUUAUAAUAAUAAAAUUCAAUAUAAUAGUUAUGGAUAGAAAUGUUAGCCCAAGUGUAACAAUAUGUGAAAACAAUACUCCGAACGAUACGGUUAGACAUCGGAUGAGACGAGUAAACAGUAUAACCGUUGCAAAUGCCUAUCGAGAAGAAAAAAUUCAAAGGAAUUUACAACCAGACCGACCACUACAUGAAUGUCGGGACUCAUUGUUCAGCGCGUCCAGCAAUUUCCAAAAUUACCGAGGAUUUUUGAAUUUGGCGCUAAUUAUGCUGGCAUUAUGCACUGGACGGGUGGCUUUGGAGAAUGUGAUCAAAUACGGCAUUCUUGUGGAUCCGAUGCAAAUUUUUAGACUAUUCUUUGGCGGCACCAGUAUAUGGCCCACACUUUUCACAUUAUUCGCUGUCAAUAUAUUUAUAUUAUUCUCAUUUCACAUUGAAAAACAAUUAUCCAGGUCAGAAAUCACAGAAGAGAAGGCCUUAAGACAUCAAAUAGGUGUUUGUGGAUCUGUUAUCAUAUUUCCGGUGUUAAUGGUUUUUGUCAUCGAAAUGCAUCCCAUAAGUGCAUCCAUAGCGUGUACGUUAUACUCAAUGGUGUUUUUAAAGUUAGUGUCAUAUCAUAUGGUUAACUACUGGUGCCGUCAGUUUCGCGUAACUAAUAAUUACAACAAAUAUAGAGAGCGGAGAAAAAGUAGCGACAAUAUAACCGUCCCUAAUAUGGAGACUAUUAUACUGAAUAAUAUUAAAAACAAUGUUAAUUCCAAUCAUUAUAAUAGCAAAAAGUAUAAAAACAAUAAUCACAAACACUUAAAUGGUAGCGCACAGACCAGACAUCUAGUUCAAUACCCGGAUAACUUAACGUAUAGGGAUCUAUACUAUUUUAUUGCUGCCCCAACUCUUUGUUAUGAACUCAAUUUUCCCAGAAGUGAACGAAUCCGCAAACAUUUGCUUAUUAAAAGACUCAUUGAAAUGAUAUUUUUAGUUCAACUAAAUAUGGCGUUAAUCCAACAGUGGAUUGUGCCCACCAUUAAUAACUCACUCAAACCACUCCAGGAAAUGGAUUAUCCCAGAAUGUUGGAGAGACUUCUUAAACUAGCGGUACCAAACCAUUUUAUUUGGCUCAUAUGGUUCUACUGGUACUUCCACUCGACACUCAACUUCAUGGCUGAAGUGUUGCGAUUUGGGGACAAAGAGUUUUACCGAGAUUGGUGGAACUCGGAAAGUGUGGAAUACUUCUGGAAAAACUGGAAUAUUCCGGUCCACUCGUGGGCCGUCCGACAUCUCUACAAACCCCUGCUUCAAAGCGGUUACAAUAAGCUGAGCGCCGGUAUCGUUGUGUUCCUGGUGUCGGCCUUUUUCCACGAAUACCUCCGUGAAGUAGAAUCAGUUAUGGGUUGUGGUGUGGACACAUCGCGUAUAAUAUUUGCAAACCCGUGCAAAUCUAGGGCACAAUUGCGUUACGUUAAGUCAAUUGGACUCAAAUUAAUGACAUUUGAUAACGAAGAAGAACUGAUGAAAGUAUCGGUUCUCUAUCCUGAGGCUCAACUCGUUCUACGUAUCAAAACAGACAACACGUACUCGACGUCCAAACUUAGUCUUAAAUUUGGGGCCGAUAUUCACGAAACGGAACACCUCUUGAGUCGAGCUAAAUGUCUCGGUUUGAAUGUUAUCGGCAUUGCAUUUCAUGUGGGAAGUGGUUGUCAAAAGUCGGGUCCAUAUUUAGAGGCCAUUCACAAAGCAAAGAAUGCUUUCAAUAUUGGCAUUAAUUUGGGAUUCAAUAUGACAUUAUUGGACAUCGGGGGCGGCUUUCUCGGCAGCGCAGAGUUGGCCAAAUUGCCAUUUUGUACCGUCACAGCCGACAUCAACGAGGCAUUGGACCAGCACUUCCCGGCCGAUAGUGGGGUCACUAUAAUAGCAGAACCGGGAAGGUUUUACACCAUAAGUGCAUUUCAUUUAUGCGCUCAAAUCACGUCCAAACGGGUUGUGGUUACCGACGAUCGCACACAACGACUAAUUAUGUAUUACAUUAACGAUGGACUGUACGGAUCCUUCAGUUCAGUGACCACUGGUCAUCGAUCGGUACAACCUAUUCCUGUACUCAAAGACACCGACCGAUUGGAUAGUCGGACACAAUGUUUGUCUGUGAUAUGGGGUCCGACGUGUGAUAGUUAUGACUGCGUGCGCUCUGAGCACCUGAUGGCAGAGAUGAUGGUUCCUAAUAUAAUGAACGACAAGAGCUAUGCUUUGUUCAGAAACUCCGAGGACUUAAAAUCCCCGAUUAAUGCCGUACUUGUGGUGAUCAUCAUAUGUAUGGAAGUGUCGAUCAAAUCUUGUUUAAGAGAACCCAAGUAUAAGAUUAAUAAAAUUAAGAAUGAUUGCGAUCCCAAUUCAUUGCCAUUUUUGUGGGAAAUUAAGAGCAAUAUAUCGUCAAACAUGUCGUCCUCCGCCCCUCCCAACAGUCAAUCUUACUUUUUCGGGACAAUACAUGUGCCGUACUCUCGGGUCUGGGACUCGAUUCCAAAUCGGGUGAAGAGAGCCUUCCAUAACAGCGAUAAUAUAUUCUUCGAGUUAGAUCUGAUCGAUGGCUAUACGGUGUCCACUCUUUCCAAAUGUCAAAUGCUUCCCAAAGGAGACAAACUCAUUGAUAUUUUGCCGCCAGAUCUCUACCGGAGAUUGAAAAGUCAUUUGGAUUACGUGAGGCAUAAGUUGCCGACUUGGAUGACAGCCGACCAGAGGGCCCGCGGACUCUAUGCCGAGUACUUGUAUAAUGCAAUCACAAGCAAUUGGGAGCACAAGAAACCCGUUUGGAUAAUGUUAAUGAUUAACUCUCUAACAGAAAAUGAUAUUAAAUCGAGAGGUAUUCCUGUAUUGGAUCUGUUUCUGGCACAGGAGGCCCAGAGACUCAACAAACACAUCGGAUCUGUUGAAAAAGUAGAAGAGCAGUGUAUUCCUCUCAAUGGACUCAACUAUUCUGAAGUGUUGUUUGCAUUGAACCAAACCCUAUACCAACACGAAGGCAUACGACUGGGAAUCUUGCGCUCAAAACUGACAACCGAUGACCUCAUAAGACAUUACAAUUGCGGUGAUCUCAACGAAAUCAUAUUCAACUACGACACCACUCAUGUUCCUAAUAUAAUGAACGACAAGAGCUAUGCUUUGUUCAGAAACUCCGAGGACUUAAAGUUAGCCAAACAUAUCGACGAUUAUUUCCGAUCCGAAGUUAUUGUGAAGCGAAACAAACGAAUGAGUGAACGAGUGCUCAAUAUUUUACAGUCAAACCCAAAUCAAAGCUAUUUCUUUGCAUUUGGCGCCGGUAUUGAUGACAACAAUUUCUAA
Messenger RNA from Medioppia subpectinata, 3420 nucleotides. The record is from the annotation of a GenBank genome assembly. Lineage: Eukaryota; Metazoa; Arthropoda; Arachnida; Sarcoptiformes; Oppiidae.